Molecule: messenger RNA, 1344 nt
Organism: Cariama cristata (Red-legged seriema)
Lineage: Eukaryota; Metazoa; Chordata; Aves; Cariamiformes; Cariamidae
Product: cytosolic carboxypeptidase-like protein 5
Exons: 6
Biological process (GO): proteolysis; protein deglutamylation
Molecular function (GO): zinc ion binding; metallocarboxypeptidase activity
Source: RefSeq, a predicted model, not a curated record
AUGGUGGAGACGCAGUUUGUGCUGUCCUUCGUGCACCGCUUCCUGGAGCACCGCGGGGCCACCACCUACUUUGCCUUCUGCUACCCCUUCUCCUACACGGAGUGCCAGGAGAUGCUGGCGCAGCUGGACGGACGCUUCCAGGAGUGCAGGCACAUGUCUCCUAGCAGUCCCCUCGACUCUGUCUACUACCACCGGGAGCUGCUCUGCCACUCCCUGGACAAGCUGCGAGUGGACCUGCUCACCGUCACCUCGUGCCACGGCAUGCUGGAGAAGCGAGAGCCCCGGCUGGACAAACUUUUCCCAGACACCGCCACUCCCCGGCCGCACCGCUUCGCAGGGAAGAGGGUGUUUUUCCUGAGCAGCAGAGUCCACCCAGGAGAAACACCCUCCAGCUUCGUCUUCAACGGCUUCCUGGACUUCAUCCUGCGGGAGGAGGACCCCCGUGCCCAGAUGCUGCGGCGGAUGUUCGUCUUUAAGCUCAUUCCCAUGCUGAACCCCGACGGGGUGGUGCGAGGCCACUAUCGAACGGACUCCCGUGGGGUAAACCUCAACCGCAAGUAUCUCAACCCCGAUGCCGAGCUGCACCCUGCAGUGUACGGGGCCAAAGCUGUCCUCCUCUACCACCACGUUCACAGCCGCGUCCUGCCAGGCUCUCCUGACUGGAGGACGUACGUCUCCCCGCUCGGCACCAGCUCGCUAAGCACAAAAUCUUCCAACCAUUCCAUCCGUGGCAGUGCCCCAUCCCCAGAAGCGGUCCUCUCGGAGCUGGAGAAAGCCAAUAACCUCCGCAACUCACCCAGCACCUGGCGUGCCAGCACGUACUUCACCCCUUCUCAGGAACCCCGGCUCCGGGGAGCGCCAGCCACCGAGCUGGGUGGCAAGGACCGAGCUGUCUGGAUCCUCCCUUCAAGCCAUGCCGCAGAGCACUGUGAGGAGGAAGCCAGGAGGCCUCCGCCAACACCUCUCCCCGAAACCAUCCUGCCUCAGGACAGUGGGCUGGCAUAUUAUGUCGAUCUCCACGGGCAUGCCUCCAAGCGUGGCUGCUUCAUGUACGGCAACAGUUUCAGUGACGAGAACGAUCAGGUGGAGAACAUGCUGUUCCCCAAACUCAUCUCCUUGAACUCGCCUCACUUUGACUUCACGGGCUGUAACUUCUCGGAGAAGAACAUGUAUGCCAAAGACAAGCGGGACGGGCAGUCGAAGGAGGGCAGUGGGCGAGUGGCCGUCUACAAGGCCUUGGGGAUCAUCCACAGGGAACGUACAAAAGACCGACAGCCUGUCUUAUCCUCUUUUGGCCCCGGCAAUGGCCGGUCGCAGAUGCUGAGGGAAGAGUACAAGAAGCGU